Messenger RNA from Erythranthe guttata (spotted monkey flower), 2106 nucleotides. Its product is annotated as floral homeotic protein APETALA 2. NCBI's taxonomy places the organism in Eukaryota, Viridiplantae, Streptophyta, Magnoliopsida, Lamiales, Phrymaceae. Gene Ontology annotation, molecular function: DNA-binding transcription factor activity; DNA binding. Gene Ontology annotation, biological process: regulation of DNA-templated transcription. The record is from RefSeq and is a predicted model, not a curated record.
GCGAGAGAGAGAGAGUAUGCUGCUCUUCGGCCAUGGUCGUAUGCAGUAUUGGGAGAGGGUAGCUAGGCGAGAGAGAUCUAGUUGAAUAGUUGUGGAGUGGGAAUUUAAUUACGACAAUUUUAUUAUAAAUUUUUAUUAAAAAAAAUUAUUUUUUUAAAUUGGGAAGAAACAACCUCGUCUAUGGUCGUAGGUUGUUUAUGUAGUUUAACAAGGGACAGCAAACAGUUGAAUGGUAGAGACAUUAUUAGUAAAAAAAAAAAUUAGUAUAUAGACAGCACAAGGGAAUAUCUAUAAUCUACUGCCUCCCCUUAUUUUGCCAUACUACUCAACUCACACAGAGAAUAGAUAGAUAAUAGUAGAGAGAGAAAGAGUUUGUAGAGAGAGAGAGAGAGAGUUCUUGUUUCUGCUUCUUGAUUAGACUGUAGUACUGAUUAGAAUUCUGAAGCAAAGAAAGAAGAGAGAGUAUUAUCGUGGUUUUUUGUUUCUGGUGUUGUGUGAUUAUUAUUAUUUUUUUUUUGUGGUGGUGGGGAGAAUGUGGGAUCUGAACGGUUCGCCGGAUCGGAGAAAGGACGAUGAAUCGGAGGGGUACUCCGACGAGAAGGGUAAACGGGUCGGAUCCGCUUCGAAUUCUAGCUCAUCUGCGGUGGUUGUAGAGGACGGCUCCGACGAUGAGGAAGAUUUGGAGAAAAUCGGUGGCCGGAAGCGGAGCAGCCGGAUAUUUGGAUUCUCGGUGCACGACGGCGGCGACGACGACGACGACCGUGCUCCGGGGUUGUCGCCGGUGACGCAUCAGUUCUUCCCGGUGGAAGGGCCGGAAAUGGCGGGCGGCGGCGGAGGACCCGCCGAUUUCCCCAGGGCUCACUGGGUCGGUGUUAAAUUCUGCCAGUCGUCCGAACCCCUCGGCGGCGGAGCUAGCUCCGUUGCCGGGAAGUCGUCGGCGGCCGCGGCGGAGGUAGGGCAGCCUCUCAAGAAGAGCCGCCGCGGCCCCAGGUCCCGGAGCUCCCAGUACCGCGGCGUCACGUUCUACCGCAGAACCGGCCGUUGGGAGUCUCACAUAUGGGAUUGCGGCAAGCAAGUCUACUUAGGUGGAUUCGAUACAGCCCACGCCGCCGCCCGUGCAUACGAUAGGGCAGCAAUUAAAUUCCGAGGAGUGGAAGCAGACAUAAACUUCACUCUAGAAGAUUACGAAGACGACUUAAAACAGAUGGGAAAUCUAACGAAGGAGGAAUUUGUGCAUGUACUAAGGAGACAAAGCACUGGUUUUCCAAGAGGAAGUUCUAAGUACAGAGGUGUCACUUUGCACAAAUGUGGUCGAUGGGAAGCCCGAAUGGGCCAAUUUUUAGGCAAAAAGUACGUUUAUUUGGGUCUCUUUGAUACUGAAAUUGAAGCUGCAAGGUCUUAUGAUAAAGCAGCAAUAAAAUGUAAUGGAAAGGAAGCUGUUACUAAUUUUGAUCCAACCAUUUAUGAAGAUGAACUCAAAGCAGCAGAGUCUUCAAACAAUAAUGCAACGGAUGAUCACAAUCUGGACCUAAGUCUGGGAAAUUCAGCUUCGCCACAAAUCAACGAGACCGGUUUUAAUCGAGACCACAAUUCUUUCUCGACGCAAUUCGAAUCGGAUUGGAGACGCCAUGGAUUAAGGCCUGAGCAAAAUUUAAUUAAAAACCCUGAAAGAAAAGAUGGAUAUAUGGAAACAGAAACAUUGCAGCUGCUAAGCCAAGCACAAAUUCAUUCUCCUGUGCAACAAAGAUUUGGUCAAUUAAACAGACCUUUUGUUGGCUCCCAAAUUUACCAAGUUCAACAACAGCAGCAACAACAACAACAGCAAUGGCAAAUGAAUCACAACCGUCAAAACCAAGGUCAUCAAUUGUUUGCUAGUGCUGCAGCAUCAUCAGGAUUCCAACAGGGCGCGUCGCAGACGAUCACACCCCAAAACUGGUUGCACAAAAACGGGAUCCACCCUCUCAUCAGACCCUCUUAAUUAAUUAAUUAACCUAAUUAUUAAUAAUCCCACUCGUUAAUCUUUAUUUUUUAUCUUCUGCUGUCAAUUUUUAUUCUUUGUUUUUCCUGUUUUGCCCAUCAGAGAAUGAAAAAGAAGAUCUUCGUUUC